GGUUUCAAAAUAUUCUGUUCUGAAUUCAAUGAAUAUCCUGAUUCCGAUAUCUACUGGCGAAAAUUAAAAAGUCAUAUUAUACUUUUUAUUGUUUUAUAUUCAAAGAUCUAUCCCCUUGCUUUAGCAAUUCCAAGCAUGGUGAAACAUCUUUCGUUUUAUUUUAUGUUCUAUGCAUCUUGAAGAACUAACCUACACAUAUUAGUAAUUGAAAACAAUAAAACUAGGAUUUAUAAUGUUUCUUAAAAUGCUAUACUUUCGCAUAUAAUUCAUAUGGUGUUGUGAACGUCUCCCUUUCUGAAAAAUGGAACAAAGAUUCAAAGAAGGUGAAAGAAUCUUGAUUGUUUUAAACACUGGAGAAAAUUUUGAAGGUGACUAUGUGAAAGGCACCGAUACUCGAAUUGAAAUAGAUAAUUUUUUACAUUAUGAAUCUGGAAACAAAUUUGAUACCAAAUGGACUUUUUACAAGAGAGAGAUAUGCUCAGUGUUGAGGAUUACUGGGAAAAAAAAUGAUGACACUUCAAACGAAAAAGUAGCUACUAAAACUGUUAAUAAUAAUAUUCUCAUUCCAAGAGCGGAAUAUGAAAGACUGCUAAAAAUGACUGAUGAUUACAUAGUUAUAAAGACCGAUGAUAAAACAUAUUAUGAUAGUAUUGAAAAAUUAUCAAAUUUUGAAUCUCUAGGUGUUGUAGCUAGUAAUUGUGAAAAGGGACGAGGUGGAAGAAUAAAAAUGUUGGUUUUAAGCACAUGGAAGCAAGUAUUUAUUUUCAGUUUCCAUAAUUUCCGGACAAAAAGGUUUCCUGUAGAAUUAGCUGACAUAUUGCAGUCUCACUAUAUUAAAAAAGUUGUCUUCAAUGGAGGAACUCUUGUAGAUUGUUUAUUACAUGCUUACAAUAUACAUAUGAACAACAUUUAUGACAUUCAGAUUUCUCAUCUUCUUCUCAUGAAGAAUUCCACAGGAGAAUGUAGAGAGGAACUACCUACUAUUGGAGAUUGUCUUACAGAAUAUUUCAACUUUUCUUCAACUUUCAUCACUGCGGCAUUAGAAAUAUUGAAAGAUACGUGGGAAAUUGUGCCGGUGGAAAUUGAUAAGCUCAAAAAAAUAUCAAAAGUUGCUACCUAUUUGAUAUUAUUGAAGGACCAUCAAAUGUCCUUGAUGAUGAAAGACUAUGAUCAAGCCGUCGAAGCUUAUAACAAUUUAUUUUCGAAGAGUACCAAUUAUCAUUCCUUAGAAAUGGCUUCAAAUCAAAAAUGCACAAAACAAAUAGACGACUUAAUUCCUUGUGCUCUGUUAAAACCAAAUUCGCUCAAAAGUGUUAAAUAUGCCUGAAAUAAAAUAUAUAGGUAUGAUAAAAUAAAUAUAUUUCCAGUAUUACA
Molecule: messenger RNA, 1374 nt
Organism: Harmonia axyridis
Lineage: Eukaryota; Metazoa; Arthropoda; Insecta; Coleoptera; Coccinellidae
Product: piRNA biogenesis protein EXD1-like
Exons: 2
Coding region: 302-1327 (341 amino acids)
Molecular function (GO): nucleic acid binding
Source: RefSeq, a predicted model, not a curated record